Molecule: messenger RNA, 1610 nt
Organism: Cottoperca gobio
Lineage: Eukaryota; Metazoa; Chordata; Actinopteri; Perciformes; Bovichtidae
Product: B2 bradykinin receptor
Exons: 2
Coding region: 89-1183 (364 amino acids)
Biological process (GO): immune response; G protein-coupled receptor signaling pathway; cell chemotaxis
Cellular component (GO): external side of plasma membrane; membrane
Molecular function (GO): bradykinin receptor activity; C-C chemokine binding; C-C chemokine receptor activity
Source: RefSeq, a predicted model, not a curated record
AGGCUUGAUCACCAUGUCGAUUAUCUCCUGGAAAUGAAUGUGAGGCACAUCUGGAUGGAAAGAGCAGAACCACAGAAAUAAGUUUCCAAUGGAUGUGAAUGCAUCUGACUGGUUGGUCCCAACUGUGGACGCAGAGCUGGACGCCUGCAGUAAUUACACUGAAGCCUGGCUGUGGCUGUCCUCCCUGCAGCCGGCCUACCUGGGUUUUAUCAGUGUUGUGGGCUUGGUGGGGAACGGCCUAGUUCUCUGUGUAUUCUACCUGCAGAGGAAGCCCUGCACCGUGGCAGAUGUCUACCUGGGGAACCUGGCAGCUGCUGAUCUCGUCAUGAUGACCUGCCUUCCAUUCUGGGCUGUCACCAUCGCUCGUGGAUACCAGUGGGACUUUGGAGAGGUCCUCUGUAAGCUAGUCAAUGUGGCCAUCUCUAUGAACUACAUCUGCAGUGUUCUGUUCCUCAUGCUGGUCAGCGUGGACCGAUAUCUGGCUCUGGUGAAGCCCAUGAGGACCAGCCGUCUGAGGAGAGCCGCCUGGGCCAAGCGUAUCUGCCUGGGGAUCUGGAGCCUGGGCUUCCUCAUCACUCUACCCACCCUGUUCUUCCGCACAUUGAUGUUUGUAGAGGAUCCCGGUGUGGAUGCCUGCAUUCUAGCCUACCCCCACCCAGCAUGGAGGUUGCACCACAACAUCACCAGGAACGUGUUUGGCUUCCUAAUCCCUGUCCUGGUGGUGGCUUACUGCACUUGUCACAUUGUGGUUGAGCUGAGUGACCGGGGAGUCCUCUGGUUCCCUGGGGUGAGGGCGGAGAGGAAGGCCACCUACUUGGUACUGGCCGUGCUGGCUGUCUUCCUCUUUUGCUGGACACCGCACCAGGCGAUGCUCUUUCUUGACACUCUGGAUUACUUCCAGGUCACACCUGGAUGCCUCUGGGGUCAUGUCCUGGACAUUGGCAUACAGCUGUCCACAUACCUGGCGUACAGCAACAGUGCUGUUAACCCCUUCCUGUUUGUCAUCGUGGGGAAGCAUUUCAGGAGACGGGCAAAAGAGGUGUUUGGAAAAACUUUGAACCCCUGGUCAAAAGACAUGUCCUACCUCACGGUGAGCUUCACCUCAAUUAAUAGACUCAAUGAAACACAACGUAUAAGUAUUGACCAUUUGAAAAAAUCUGGGCUAAAAGAAACUAUAUCAUGACCAGUGGCUGUAGUGACACCUGCAGUGAUUAAGUUUAUGGCUGCAAUUUCGGGCAGGAGAACAAGCUGUAAACACACUACUCACAUAUUUUGAAUUUAUAAAGUUGAUAUGGCAAACUAGUUUGUGAACAAUUGAUUAUUUAUAUAUGCAGCAGGCACAGAGCAGCAUUAGCAUUCAAUGUUGUUUUUGGUAUUGUGUCUCUGCUGUAUUUUGUUGAUGCAAUCCCCAUCCAUGGAACAACAGCUUUUGUACACUAAAGUUACAGUCUUCGAUCUCACUUAAACAUUUUAAAAGGUUGUACUUGUAUUUGCAAUCACACUUCUUAAUUAUGGAAAUGUGUAAUGUUUGUCUGUGAAUGAUCUCUCUGCCUAUGCUUGAAUUGUAUGUGUUAUUAUUUAUUUAUUUUUCUUGUACACAUCUCUCUUGA